AUGGGGAAAGGCAAGGAAGGGGUAAAACAAAGGAGCAAAAGAAGACGGCUGUUAAAAAGAUGUCGCCCAAAUAAAAACUUGGAGGGAAAAAAGAGACAGGAAGCAGAGAGUCAGCAGGACAGGGCAGAAUUUCCGUGUCAUCAGAACAGGGCAGAAUUUCCGUGUCAGCAGGACGAGGCAGAAUUAACGUGUCAGCAGGACAGGGCAGAAUUAACGUGUCAGCAGGACAGGGCAGAAUUAACGUGUCAGCAGGACGAGGCAGAAUUAACGUGUCAGCAGGACAAGGCAGAAUUUCCGUGUCAGCAGGACGAGGCAGAAUUAAAGUGUCAGCAGGACAGGGCAGAAUUAACGUGUCAGCAGGACGAGGCAGAAUUUUCUUCAGAAGAAGAGCAUGAUGAACUUGACCAUAGUGACAUGAAGAGAGAUGCAUUGUUUAAAGAUUUCCAAAGAUAUUUAAAGUCCAAAGCAAAAUUACAAAAAGCAAAAGCUGAAGUGGAAAGGUGCAGUGGGACACGUGUGAUAAGGACUGAAGUUGGGCAAGUUAAGCUGGUAUUCCUUAAAGAAGAAUAA
Saccostrea cuccullata (small rock oyster) is the source of this 570-nucleotide messenger RNA. RefSeq lists its product as uncharacterized. The coding region runs from base 1 to 570 and encodes 189 amino acids. The transcript is spliced from 3 exons. The record is from RefSeq and is a predicted model, not a curated record. NCBI's taxonomy places the organism in Eukaryota, Metazoa, Mollusca, Bivalvia, Ostreida, Ostreidae.